GAUAACUGCGCAGGAGUUGGGUGAUCAACAACUCGACAUCCCUCUGGAGAGAAGUUAGUUCACAGGACUGAGAAGUGUCACCUUCUGCUGGAGCGCAACUCUCAUUUGCGUCAUGGCUAAGCUAGCAUUUUCCCUAAAAGUGCUGAAAGGUCCUGGAAGAGGGUGUCGCUCCAUCUUGGCCCUUCUGGGGACACGCCAUCAGCGCCGCGGGCACCUCUCGUCUGUCCCCAGAAACUUCGAAGACUAUGAAAGCUUGAGGAAGAUCCACAAUCCUCAAGUCCCCGAGCAUUUCAACUUCGCGAAGGAUGUUAUUGACAAAUGGGCAGAGAAGGAAAAGCUCGGAGGCAGAGCAGAGAGCCCGGCCUUCUGGUGGGUGAAUGACGGCGGAGAUCAGAUAAGAUGGACCUUUGAAGAGCUGGCCCUCCAUUCCAGAAGAACAGCCAAUGUUCUGUCAGGCCCUUGCGAUCUUCAAAGAGGAGACCGAGUGCUUUUGAUUUUGCCCAGACUCCCAGAAUGGUGGCUUGUGAAUGUGGCGUGUAUGAGAACAGGUACAGUCCUGAUACCUGGAACCUCCCAGCUGACAGCUCGAGAUAUUCUUCAGAGACUCCGUGUGUCCCAAGCCAAGUGCAUCAUUACGGAUGAGUCCCUGGCUCCAGUGAUCAACGCCAUUUCCCCCGAAUGUUCCUGGCUGAAAGCUAAGCUUCUUGUGUCGAACAAGAAGCAAGAUGGGUGGAUGAAUCUCACAGAGCUCUCUAAGACUGUUUCAAGCGAACACACCUGCAUGCAGACAAGAAGUGAUGAUCCCAUGACCAUAUUCUUCACAAGCGGCACCACGGGCUCUCCGAAAAUGACACAACACACCCACUGCAGCUAUGGAAUUGGACUUGCAGUCAACGGCAGGUUUUGGCUCGACCUGACCGAGGAGGAUGUGCUGUGGAACACUUCAGACACGGGCUGGGCGAAGUCUGCGUGGAGCAGCGUCUUCGCCCCCUGGACGCAGGGCGCCUGCGUGUUUGUGCACCGCAUGGCUCAGUUUCAUCCCAGAACUGUACUGGAGACCUUGUCGAAGUAUCCUAUAUCAGCGUUCUGCAGUGCUCCUACUGCAUAUAGAAUGCUGAUGCAAGAAGACAUUUCAAGGUAUCGCUUUCCGUACCUGAAGCACUGCGUGUGUGCCGGAGAACCUGUCAAUCCGGACUUGCUGGAGAAGUGGAAGGACCACACUGGACUUGACAUCUAUGAAGGAUAUGGACAAACAGAAACGGUGUUGAUUGCUGGGACUUUUAAAGGGAUGAAAAUCAAACCAGGGUCUUUAGGGAAACCAUCACCAGCCUACAACGUUCAGGUUGUAGACGAGAUGGGUAAUAUUGUUCCACGAGGUACAGAAGGAAACAUUGCAAUCAAAGUGAAACCCCAGAAGCCAUUCUGCCUUUUUUCAGGAUACACUGAUGAUGCAGUGAGCACAGCGCUGUGCUACAGAGGAGAUUUCUAUCUGACUGGAGACCGAGGCCUCAUGGAUGAGGAUGGCUACCUCUGGUUUUUUGGGAGAGCAGAUGAUGUCAUUUUGUCUGCAGGAUACAGAAUUGGUCCUUUCGAAGUAGAAAACGCUCUGGCUGAGCACGAAGCCGUGGCAGAAUCGGCUGUGGUAAGCAGCCCUGAUCCAGUGAGAGGAGAGGUUGUAAAGGCCUUUGUUGUUCUGACUCCUGAAUACGCAGCGCAUGAUAAACAACAACUGGCUGCAGAAUUGCAGAAACACGUAAAGCAAGUUACAGCUCCGUAUAAAUAUCCACGCAAGAUUGAAUUUGUGGAGCAGCUGCCGAAGACGGUCAGCGGUAAAAUUCGAAGGCUUGAGCUGCGGAACAAGGAAUGGGGACACAGUUAAACCGAGUGUACAUCUGCCAGUACUGUCAUCUGAAAAGAUCAAAUGCACAUUAAAUGUCAUAUACUGUACAUACAUGAAGACAGAAAGAAGAUGUUGCAGAAAUGCCUAUUUUCCUAAUGCCAUCAUAUGCAGAAAUACAACGUAAUUAGGAAUUGUGAAAAUACAUAGAUUUUAAAAAUGAGCGAGAGUAAAUUGAACUUUUGCUCAAUCAUCAGUCUGUUGAAUUUAUAUAUUUACUCCGUUCUACAGAUUUUAGUAUCUAUAUUUGUAUUCUAAUCCUACUCUAAAAGCUUUUUAAAUACGGUAAGUGUCUGUACUUAAGGAGACUAUUUAAAGUAAGCUCCUACAACUGAUUUUGUAAAAUUAUGCUUUGAAAUAUUUACUCUAGCUGAGUGAUAUAUAAUUAAAUUUUCUGAGUCUUAAUGCUUGGACUGAGAAGGAUCUAAUAAAAGACACUUCCCCUCGGCAAAAUCAAACUCCAUUUACAGUAUGGUUAUUUAAGUAACUGAUUUAGCACUAUAAAUUAAAGUGUAACCCAACUGUGAUUAAAUGUGACGUUUUUAAAUUAAACGUAAUAACUGUAAACAGGGGGAAAAAAAACAUUCUAAACCCCAGUUAUGGAACAAAAUAUAAACAAUGUUAUUCACCAUCAAUGACUACAUAUAGGAUGAGAUCCACAACUGAUGUAUUCUACCCAACUGAGUGAUGAGAGAUUCAUUAUAUACCAUCAAGAACUGUCAUCAAAUUAGUCUGAAGGUUGAAUAGCUGGAGAGCUGUAUUCAGGGAUCUACAGGCCUCUGUCAAUAUGGUCAAUGUUAGAGUAGGAAAAGAAUGGCUUUUGAGAAGAAUACCCCUUCUCUCCAAAAAGAACAUUACUGCAAGGCUCAGGUUUGCAAAACAGCACCUGAAUUAACAAAACUUCUGGAACAAUGACCUCUGGGCCGAUGACACAUUUGAGCUGUUUGGCUGUAAUGCAAAAUUACGUUUGGCGAAAAAGAAACACUGCAUAUUACCACAAGAACCUCAUACUAACUAUCAAGCAUAGUAAGAAUCCUUACACUUAUAUAGCGCUUUUCUAGACCCUCCACUCAAAGCGCUUUACAGCUAAUGGAGACUCCCCCCAUCACCAGUGUGCAGCCCCACCUGGAUGACUAAAAUAACACCAGCAUACAUUUCCUUAUAUUAAUUUUAAUUAAAAAAUUGUAUGUGUAGACAAUAAGAGAUGAGGUCAACAGUAUUCCCAUAGUGCACUUGCAACUACGUACAGGACGCAUAAAUAGUCACUUUCAAUCAUUUGUGCAGAAUGCUUUCAGAAGUACACCAUGAUGCAGUAAUAAAUAAAAAAGCAAUAUAAAAAUCAGUAUGUUUGACAAACUGGUUAAAAGCAUGUAAUAUGUAAUAGCACCACCAAAUAAAAAUA
Lepisosteus oculatus (spotted gar) is the source of this 3299-nucleotide messenger RNA. It is a transcript of the gene acsm3, whose product is annotated as acyl-CoA synthetase medium chain family member 3. Gene Ontology annotation, biological process: acyl-CoA metabolic process; fatty acid biosynthetic process. The record is from RefSeq and is a predicted model, not a curated record. Gene Ontology annotation, cellular component: mitochondrial matrix. Gene Ontology annotation, molecular function: fatty acid ligase activity; fatty-acyl-CoA synthase activity. Lineage: Eukaryota; Metazoa; Chordata; Actinopteri; Semionotiformes; Lepisosteidae.